CAUCAUUUGGAAAUGCCACCAAUUUAAAGAGCCAAACAAUUUCCCAUAAAUAGUUCACUCGAUCUCGACUACCAUCAUCGCUGGAUAUUAUGGGCCAAAUGUUGUAUUCCCUCGUUCCCAAUUGGCUAGCGUUAGGUCACCUCCGUAUAAAUUUACUUUGUCCUUCACCACACAACACGAUCCUGGUUGAAGAGAAACAGAGAGGAAGAUCAUGUCAAUAGGGCUUUCAACCAGCCAAAUUAAAUCCUUUAUUCCUAAUUCAAUUCAAAUCUCCCACCAUUCUCUCUACCGCACCCCACCGAAACGCCUCCGCCUCUCGCCACCCAAAUCUCUUCAAACCAGGACUCAAGAUGAUGGUAUUCCCGCCGAUGACGUCAAAAUGAUAGCCAAAUUCAAGUCAAGAUACAACUAUAUCCGCGUUCUGGAAGUUUCCAGAAAAACCGACCACCAUUUUGCGGGCUCUAGACUUCUCCUUCUAGACGGCCCUGGGAACAUCCACAGCGUUUCAUUUCUCUUCAAGUCACUCACCAACACCUACUUCGACGUUUUCGCUACUUUACCUCCCAUCGUCCCACCUGGUCCAAUAGGUAUUCUGGGUUUCGGGGCGGGUUCCACGGCCCGUUUGAUAUUGGAAUUGUAUCCAGAAGUAGUUGUUCAUGGGUGGGAGCUUGACCCAUCAGUGAUUAAAGUAGCAAAAGAGUUCUUUGGACUUGAAAAACUGGAAAAAAAUUACCCAGGUAGACUUUUCGUUCAUGUAGGCAAUGCGUUAAAUGCUAGCUUAAGAGAUGGGUUUUCUGGAAUUUUAGUGGAUUUGUUUAGUAAAGGUAGUUUGUUACCGGAACUGGAGGAUCCCAACACGUGGGAGAAGCUGAGAAAGUGUUUGAGAAAAGGUGGAAAGAUAAUGGUUAAUGUUGGAGGUAGUUGUGUCGAGGCAGAGGAUUCAAAAAGAGAUGGGAAGAUUGUUACGGAGAAUACUUUGAAGGCAAUGCAAAAGGUUUUUGGUGAAAAACUUAUUGUUUUGCAUCUCGGAAAUCGGAAGGAUGAUAGCUCAAUUGCGCUUACUGGUGAAUUGCCUGAUGUUGACGCAUGGAGAAAGGCACUGCCGCACCCUUUGAAGUAUUAUGUUGAUAUGUGGAUGCCAUUUAGCAGUUAGUAUGGUAUGCUGGAUUGGAGCUUUGUUGUUGGUUCAUCGUUGAUUUUUUUAUUGCGCUCCUUGUAUUCGUGUUUAUGUCUGUAUGAAUCAAACAUUCACUAUUGGAUUUUUCGUCUGUUCUCCGUUACAUGACUGACAUAUGAUACCUUAUAAUGUUCUAAUCCUCUACGUAUUUACUGUAUGAACAUUAAGGAUCGGAAAGGUGAUUUAACUUGCUGUUCCUUUCUGCCUGCAUGGCUACAAC
Messenger RNA from Mangifera indica (mango), 1397 nucleotides. RefSeq lists its product as uncharacterized. Bases 212 to 1153 code for a protein of 313 amino acids. The transcript has a single exon. The record is from RefSeq and is a predicted model, not a curated record. Gene Ontology annotation, molecular function: thermospermine synthase activity. Gene Ontology annotation, biological process: polyamine biosynthetic process. NCBI's taxonomy places the organism in Eukaryota, Viridiplantae, Streptophyta, Magnoliopsida, Sapindales, Anacardiaceae.